Molecule: messenger RNA, 1008 nt
Organism: Scylla paramamosain (green mud crab)
Lineage: Eukaryota; Metazoa; Arthropoda; Malacostraca; Decapoda; Portunidae
Product: cubilin-like
Exons: 7
Coding region: 1-1008 (335 amino acids)
Source: RefSeq, a predicted model, not a curated record
AUGAGCAGCUAUUAUCGCGGAUGGGCGGCCAAUGUCACCUUCAUACCAGCUUCCUCCUCGAAUUGUCCGUCAGUAUCACCGAGUUCUGAGAUGGCGGCUACGUCAAACACAGGGACCACAACCACAGGGACCACAACCACAGGGACCACAACCACAGGGACCACAACCACAGGGACCACAACCACAGGGACCACAACCACAGGGACCACAACCACAGAGAUCACAACAACGUCUGCAGGCACAACUCUUACCACAAGUGAAACAUCCCUUGCCACUGACGGAGCCACCAGACGGCGGUGUUUGCUUCAGCACCUGGACGGCCGCUACUACUGGACUUCACCCAACUAUCCUGAUCCUUAUCCCAACCAUAUCCACUGCGGGUUGAGAGUAAUAUCGGAUGGCGGCAAGAUUGUGGUCAGGCUGCUUGAUUUCGACCUCCAGCCCAGGGAGUUACGCGUCUGCCACGACAAGUUGACCAUAGUAGCUUUGUACGACCAUGAAACUGAGCUAUGUAACACGCUUAAAUGGAGUCAGAGGGUUCACGUCUCGGCAUCGUUCUUUUACAUCAAGUUCUCGACGGACGAUAGAAUAGUCCGCCGCGGCUUCAACAUCAGCAUUGAGGGAGUCAGUUCGAGCUGCCACAAGACUAUCCAAGAGACUGCUGACUCCCAAGGUGUGAUCGAAUUGCCAGGCCUAUCUUAUUAUGAGAAGAAAGAAGAGCAUUGUGAAUACCGCGUCCAGGCACCUGAAGGCUAUCAAGUAAAGCUUACCACACUCAAAUUAAGUACAGAUACAUCCAAAGGCUGCUGGAAAGAAUAUGUCUUGAUCAACCUGCACGGAGAGAGAAACUACCCGGCAGUAUCGAGCAUCAUUUACUGUGGAAGCCAAUACUACCAAGAGAUGAGCCACGUGACCACUGAGGGAGUGCUCUCUGUAGUCUAUAAAGGGAAGAACACAAUCACCAGAGGCAUGCGAGCCACCUAUUCCAUCACGGCAGACAUCUCGUAA